This is a messenger RNA of Rhipicephalus sanguineus (brown dog tick), 4706 nucleotides long. Its product is annotated as sal-like protein 3. NCBI's taxonomy places the organism in Eukaryota, Metazoa, Arthropoda, Arachnida, Ixodida, Ixodidae. The coding region runs from base 242 to 3775 and encodes 1177 amino acids. The record is from RefSeq and is a predicted model, not a curated record. Gene Ontology annotation, cellular component: nucleus. Gene Ontology annotation, molecular function: DNA-binding transcription factor activity, RNA polymerase II-specific; RNA polymerase II cis-regulatory region sequence-specific DNA binding. The transcript has 2 exons. Gene Ontology annotation, biological process: regulation of transcription by RNA polymerase II.
CCUGCCAGAUUGUCGUCGGGGAACGUGUGCAAGGCGUCGCUUUGCGACCGCGUGCACUCUGCGUGUGUUGUCACGGACGAGCAUCGCUUGCCGUAGUCACGCUGGAGAACUUGGUGUGAAGCGCCGAUCGCCGCUGGCUGCAGACUCGAGUGACCGCCAGCCGGCUCGAGGUUAGCUGGUGCCUUGCUGCCUGAGGCACGUAGUUGUCGAGUGUGGUGACGGUACCGCGGUCCAGCUGACUAUGUCCCGACGGAAGCAAGCUUGUCCCAGUAGGCACAUCGCGUCACCAGCGUCAAGCUCCCUCUGCGUCGGGAAUAGCCACAACGGUUCGGGCCGAGGUGGGAGCAGCACUGGCGGCGAGGAAGAGAGCAGCGACGACGAGCACGUGUGCGGCCGCUGCCGUGCCGAGUUUCCCACUCUCGACCACUUCUUGGCACACAAGCGGUGCUGCCCAAGCGUCGAGACGAUGGGGCUGCCAGGCAGCACGCCGAGCCGGCUGUCGUGUAGUGAUGACGAUGCGGCUGGCCGUCGGUCAGCGUCGGACGUGACCGAGGUGGACGAGGAACCCCUGGUGGCGGCUGCAGCUGCGCGGCUGCCCUCGACGCAUGUGGCGUUGGAGGCUCUGCAGAGCACCAAGGUGGCCGUGGCGCAGUUCGCCUACGGCAGCGCCGGAGGUCCUGCUGAGAUAGCGGCGCUACACGAGGCGCUGAUGGCGCUGCAGCAACAGCAAGUCGUCCAGCUCCACAUCAUCCAGCAACUGCAGGCGUACGUGGGUGCCACGCCGACGCUUCCCGUGAACCUGACCAGGGCGGCGGACAGUACGCCGACUCCGCCUCCUCCGCCGCCACCGCCACCCCCGGCGCCCCGGACGGAGCCCAGUCCCGAUGCCCCGGGACAGACACACGCGACCCCGCCGCCGCCGAACACCGCGGUAGACCUGGCCGCCAAAGAGCUCGCGGCACCUGAACCAGCCGAGCCGCCAGCGGAGACAUCUCUUGGGGAGCCCAUCUCCGGCGGUGCCCUGCUGGUUGUGCCGCCCGUGGGUCCGCCGCCACCGGACGAGCCCAACACGCUCGAGCUUCUGCAGCGGCACACUGAGAAGGCGCUGCAGGACACCAUGAGCGGCGGCUCAUUCUUGCUGAAUGGCCUCGGCUCUCCGGACCCGAGUCGUUUGCGCAGGAAGGACGGCCGGCCCGACGAGGCUUACUUGCGCCAUCGGUGUCGCUUCUGCGGCAAGGUGUUCGGCAGCGACAGCGCGCUGCAAAUCCACAUCCGCUCCCAUACCGGGGAAAGACCCUUCAAGUGCAACGUCUGCGGGAACAGGUUUUCAACGAAGGGCAACCUGAAGGUGCACUUUCAAAGACACCGUGCAAAGUACCCACACGUGCGAAUGAACCCGCAUCCUGUUCCGGAGCACUUGGACAAGCAUUUCCCGCCGUUGGAGCCUCCCGGGGAUCGCAGCCCGACAUCGCCGUCCGGCGCCACGUCGUCACCGCCACCGUCGCUACAACCUGCACUGGCUCUACAGACUGCUCCUUUGGGCGUCUUGAUCAAAGCAGGGCCUCAAGUGCCACGACCCGAUGACCUUGUCGGGCCCAGUUGCAGUGGCACGCUGGCGUUACGAGCCACGGGCAGCAGAAGCAUAUCUCCUGGUACUGAAACGACCAAUGUGACUACAUCAAUGGGCUCUCCUCCGCUGGAUGGAGAACGCCCUUUGAGUCUUAAAGCAGAGCCAGAGGAUGAUGCAGAGGACAAGGCGUCGGACGAAGACAGAGACUCCGGCGGCGUCAGUGGUUCCGCUGAUGAUUCCAUGCCGUUCACCUCAGCCGGAUCAUUCAUGAGCGGCUCCUUCUCCGCGCUUCCGACGUCCGCGGACGCAGCAGUGCCACUCCAUGCGGACCCCGCCUUUUACCAAGACUUGCUGCCGAAGCCUGGAAGUAACGACAACUCGUGGGAAACUCUCAUGGAAGUGACGAGGCCGUCUGAGACAUCCAAGCUGCAGCAACUGGUCGACAACAUUGAGCACAAGCUGAGUGACCCGAACCAAUGCGUGAUAUGUCAUCGUGUGCUCAGUUGCCGCAGUGCUCUGCAGAUGCAUUACCGGACACACACCGGUGAAAGGCCGUUUCGUUGCAAAAUUUGCGGUCGUGCGUUCACAACGAAAGGAAAUCUUAAGACACACAUGGGAGUUCAUAGAGUCAAACCACCGCUACGUGUACUUCACAAGUGCCCCGUCUGCCACAAACAAUUCACUAACUCCCUCGUUCUCCAACAACACGUCCGUAUGCAUGGCUCUGAAAGCUUACACUCGACGCAAAGUUUCCCAACAACUUCACAGAGGCCUACGCCACCGCCAAAGACUUCUUCGUCACCUCCUCCAAGCUCUCCAAAUUCACCAAUGCCUGAGCAAAAGAAAGAAGAGGAGCGGUCACCUUCUCCGCAGCCUCUGUUGCGGCCUCUGAGUCCUGAGCGCCCACCAUCGCAACUUACGUCACUAGCUGCUCUCGAAAAUCAGGUGAAGGGCAUCAAGACGUCGUUGCAAGUGCCAGCAUUACCUUUCGGCCCCUUCGGCAUAGGCCUUUCUUCUGGUUUUGGGCGCUACGAUGAACAGUCGCCCCUCUUUAAUAGAACGCCAGAAGCUGGACAGCGGUCUCCGGCAUUUUCGCCGCGAGCUGGAUCUGAGCUGUCAACUGGUGACGAAAGAUCAACUCCAGGAGCGCCUUCGCCAUCUGGUGGAACUUCACCACCCGUGAACGGCGGUCCGCUAGAUCUAACGCCGCGAACCUUAUUAGGCCGGCCAGCGGACAACUUUUCUGGCCGCUUUUUUGCCGCGCCGCCGUUGGGAGGAUUGCCGUUUCCUGGAGCCGCGCCCGGCCGCCCGAACACAACAUGCCAGAUAUGCUUCAAGACGUUUGCCUGCAACAGUGCUCUCGAGAUCCACUAUCGGAGCCACACCAAAGAGCGACCGUUCAAAUGCAGCGUCUGCGAGCGGGGCUUCUCCACCAAGGGAAACCUCAAGCAGCACAUGCUGACACACAAGAUCCGAGAUUUGCCGGCCACCUUGUUCGCUGCCACCCCUACCUCGAGUGCGAGCGCACCGAGUCCGGCACCCAGCCCUGGGCGCUCAUCGAGCCCUGCCGAUCAGCGACCCGGCGCCAGCCCCGAUGAGAGUCGGACCAAGAGGGUGGACUCGGUGGCCGCUCCGCCGGGCGGGCCGCCGCCGCCCCGGCGACCUCCUGGGCUGCCCAGGCACGUGUGCCACGUGUGCAACAAGCCCUUCUCGAGCUCUAGUUCUCUCCAGAUCCACAUGCGCACACACACUGGUGACCGGCCCUUUAAGUGCUCUGUGUGCGGCCGCGCUUUCACCACCAAAGGCAACCUCAAGGUGCACAUGGGCACGCACAUGUGGAACAACGGUAGUUCGCGCCGCGGCCGCCGCAUGUCCAUUGAGCUGCCAUCGCUGCUGAGUGGGCCCAAGGCUGACUUCGUGCCGCCACCGCCGCCACCCCACGAGCUCUUCUACCCUUACCUUGGGCCGGCCUACCUAAAUGGCAUGCUGGGACCGAAGGCGAACGAGAUCUCCGUCAUCCAGGGCGCCAGCACCGAGCCCCGACCGGGAGACGAGGCCGAGCCGCACAACGGCGCCUGGGCCUGGAAGAUGGCCUGCAACUUGUGCGCCAAGAUUUGCGGUUCGUCGCUCGAGCUAGAGGCUCACCUCAAGGCGCACCACCGCAAGGAACUGGAGGUCCAGUCGCCUGACAAUGUGGCCGUCUGAGGACGCCCGCACCCCUAGUCCAUGCCCUCCCCCAUUCCUGUAGCCCAAGCGGCCCUUCCCCGUAACUUAUUGUCUCGCCCUCAUCCACGAGUUGGUUAUGUCUUCUGUGAUAGUGCACCUCCCGAACUGCCGAAACUGUUUUUCUCCCCUUGUGUAACCUCGUUUUCAUUAGUUCGGCCCUCGCUGGUCGCAGCCCUCGACGCAGCCCCGGAGUGUACAGUGUUUCUGCAGGGGUCGCCCGAGUGGCGCGGCCGUGCAACCCCCUCCUCCUCCCCGCCCCAACGCCCCUAGGCGCCAGCCCCCGCCAGCCAGCCGUCGGGCACAGCACCAGCUGAGGGCCGGGGGAACCACGCGAGUGAUACCUGGGCUGUGAUAUGUGUGGUGCCCCUGGCCCUUCUUGAGUAACGCGUUCCCCAUACCUUUCGACCUCCCCUCCACGCGCGCCAUGCUCUACGACGGCAAAAUACACUGGGCAUUCCAUUGCUACACACACGCGCAAGCGGAUGCAUUCCGUACCUCCUCCCUGUUGUUCUGUCUUCCUAUCCAAGCCCUGGGCCGUCCCUGUUCAGGCGUAGCGCUCGACGGACCCCGUGAACUCCUGCCGCCCUCUCCAAAUCCCCCUCUUUUUUUCUCACUGGGCACGCUGAUGUGCACGUGCUUCAGGCGACGCCGCGAACCGUCACACAAAGGCCAACAAAUCACGUGACAUCGCCAGCCACUGUUUGUACUCUCUUCGAGAUGCUCUCUGCAGCGUUGUUGAAGCCACAGGCGCGAGGGCACAGAUUACAGUGAGGAACAAAGCGUGCGAUAUCACGUGUACGAUGUGAGCUAGGAAAGCUGUUAAACGUUGCCGAAAUCGCGGAACUCCAACAAUAGAAAAAAACAGAGACGGACUCGUAAGUGCGUAAGGCAACGCCCUUGUCUCAUAUUA